AUGCCUAUUUGGUUCCCAUUUCUUAUAUUCCUGGAUUUUUCUGUUCGCCGUAUGCAUGUAUUUGCAGCACAAGCAGCACCAUGUACUACCACCUCGACAAUCCGUGAGUUCAUAGCUGAUGAUGCCGACCCAUGUUUCUACUUUGAAUGUAUUUACGCCGGGCUCACCACUGGCAUUCGUCGUUCCUGCGCUCCAGGCUCAGGUGUACCGAGGGGAUUCAAAUCAACUGAAAACCCUUGUCGAUUAUUUAACCCAAACUGCAGGUUAUCCACUGAAAAUACACAGAGUUCUCUUCUCAUGCCUCCUGGAGUCAUACAAGGCACAGGAACCUCAAAUACAUUUCAACAAUCCGCGUCGAACACUUGGCAGCAGGGUUCUCCGCCUCAGGGAAGUUGGCAACCGGCUCAACCGACUAUGCAAUGGAGGAUGGUACCCUCCCCACCUGCGUGGGUCCAAAAUCCAGGUCCCCCAGCCUGUACACCGAGAACUAUACAUACGCGAUGGCCGGUUCCUGUUCCGGUCCCUGUUCCAUGCGGUGAUACAACGGUACAACCUGAUACCACAACUACGUCAUCAACCUUCCCUCCAGGCACAACCCCCGGGACUCCACCAGGUACGGUCAUUAAAAUUCUAUGUAGGACAUAA
Messenger RNA from Owenia fusiformis, 645 nucleotides. The record is from the annotation of a GenBank genome assembly. Lineage: Eukaryota; Metazoa; Annelida; Polychaeta; Sabellida; Oweniidae.